AGUAUGACGUUUACUCCGUUUGCACUUAUUUAGUGUACGAAAACGAAAAUAACUGGACAUUGAUUAUUAAGACAAAUAAAUUCGUGUCUUCUGGUUGUGCUGGGAGAGUUAUUCACCUAGUUAUUUCAAACGUCGUUUCAUGAUUUGAUUUAAAUUACGUAGAAAUUGAUAAUAAUAUUAUUGAUUCAAUAAAAUAGUUUUAUGUAAACUUUUCCUUGUGAUAAGAAGUUUUAAAAACUGUGGUAAUCAUUUUUACGGUUUAUAGUAAUUUUACAGCUUUUAUCGACAUAAACGGCUUAGCAGUUUUUUUUUUAAAUUAAAGGAGAUGCGUUGGCAACUAAAGAUGUCAUUUCUCGAAUAGGGAUCUAAUUGAUGUAGGCAGGCCGGCCGCAUGGGUCGCGGCGCGCGGCUGCGGCUGGCGCUAGCGCUGGUGGCGGGCGCGGCGCUGCUGUGGGCGUGGCGCGGGCGCGGCGCGGGCCGCUCGCUCAGCCCGCGCGACCUGGGGCAGCCCGUCGAGGGCCGCGACUUGCCGCUCAUCUUCAUCGGCGGCGUGCCGCGCUCGGGCACCACGCUCAUGCGCGCCAUGCUGGACGCGCACCCCGACGUGCGCUGCGGCCAGGAGACGCGCGUCGUGCCGCGCAUCCUGCAGAUGCGCCAGUACUGGAUGAAGUCCCAGAAGGAGAGCAUGCGCCUGGAGCAGGCCGGCGUCUCUAAGAACGUCAUCGACAACGCCAUCGCCGCUUUCUGUCUCGAGGUGAUCGUGCGCCACGGUGACUACGCGCCGCGUUUGUGUAACAAGGAUCCCCUCAUGUUGAAAAUGGGGACUUAUGCCUUAGAACUGUUUCCCAAUGCCAAAUUUAUUUUUAUGGUGCGGGACGGCCGGGCCACUGUGCAUUCUAUAAUAACACGAAAGGUGACCAUCACCGGGUUCGACCUGUCGAGCUACCGGCAGUGCCUGAGCAAGUGGAACCGCGCCGUGGAGACCAUGUACCAGCAGUGCCGCUCGCUGGGCCGCGCGCGCUGCCUGCUCGUGCGCUACGAGGCGCUGGUGCUGGAGCCGGCGCGCACCAUGCGCCAGGUGCUGGCCUUCCUCGACGUGCCCUGGGACGACGCCGUGCUGCACCACGAGCGCUACAUCAACCAGCCCGGCGGCGUCGCGCUCUCCAACGUGGAGCGGUCGUCGGACCAGGUGGUGCGGCCCGUGAACCUGGACGCGCUGGACAAGUGGGUGGGCGGGCUGCCGGCCGACGUGCGCGCCGAGAUGGCCGAGCUGGCGCCCAUGCUGUCGGUGCUGGGCUACGACCCGUGGGCCAACCCGCCGCGCUACGCCGACCUGCUGCGCGCGCCGCACGACCCGCACGAGCCGCACGACCCGCACGCGCCGCUCCCCCCCGCUGAGACGCCCCGCCCGCCCUGACAACAGCUUUAAAUA
Zerene cesonia (dogface butterfly) is the source of this 1432-nucleotide messenger RNA. RefSeq names its product protein-tyrosine sulfotransferase (gene Tpst). Gene Ontology annotation, cellular component: Golgi apparatus. The transcript has 4 exons. Gene Ontology annotation, biological process: peptidyl-tyrosine sulfation. NCBI's taxonomy places the organism in Eukaryota, Metazoa, Arthropoda, Insecta, Lepidoptera, Pieridae. The record is from RefSeq and is a predicted model, not a curated record. Bases 392 to 1417 code for a protein of 341 amino acids. Gene Ontology annotation, molecular function: protein-tyrosine sulfotransferase activity.